CCAGUUGGGCGCGGCCACUUUGGCGACGUCACCCUCGCGCGCGUCCGGGCGACCCGUGCGCUCGUCGCCGUCAAGGCGGUCGGCAAGGCGGCCGCCACCGAGGGGUGCCCAUGCCUCGACCUCACCGCCGAGGCGACAGCCCUCACCGAGCUGAGGCACCCAAACAUCGUGCGGCUGAUCGCCGUCUGGGACUCGCCCGCCACGCUCUUCCUCCUGCUCGAGCACGCCGCCGGCGGCGACCUCCUCGCCCGGAUGCGCUCGCUGCCGGGCGGAGUCCUCCCCGUCGGCGAGGCGAGGCACCACUCUGCGGCCGUCUUCCGCGCGAUUGCCUUUCUGCACCGGCGCGGCUACAUCCACCGCGACGUGAAGCCCGCCAACGUCCUCCUCUCCGCCUGCGGGGAGGCCCGCCUCGCCGACUUUGGGCUCGCCGUCCGCACCGCCGGCCGGCCUCUCACGCAGAUAGUCGGCACGCAAGAGUUUUUGGCGCCGGAGAUGGUCCUGUGCGGCCAGGGCGAGGCGCAGGGGUACGGCUCCAGCGUGGACGAGUGGGGAGCCGGCCUCCUCCUGUUCGGGGCCCUCUACGGCUUCAACCCCCUCCAGCGGCGCACCGAGGUUGGCACGCUCGCCGCCAUCCUGCGCGCCGAGUGGACUCUGCCCACCGAGAGGACAACCUCCCCUGAGCGGCUCGCAGAGUGCCGAGCGGCGGCGCGGCUGAUCGGACGGCUGCUCGUCGCCGACCCGGCCCGCCGCUGGACGGCGCGCCGCUGCCUUCUCGACGACGAGUGGCUCACCGGG
Messenger RNA from Emiliania huxleyi CCMP1516, 795 nucleotides. RefSeq lists its product as hypothetical. The record is from RefSeq and is a predicted model, not a curated record. Gene Ontology annotation, biological process: protein phosphorylation; mitotic spindle organization; regulation of cytokinesis. The transcript has a single exon. Gene Ontology annotation, cellular component: chromosome passenger complex; spindle midzone; spindle microtubule. The annotation marks the transcript as partial. Lineage: Eukaryota; Haptophyta; Isochrysidales; Noelaerhabdaceae. Gene Ontology annotation, molecular function: protein kinase activity; ATP binding.